CAACCAGUUAUACACCUGUCAAGACCAAACUUGCGCCAAGUCCACCGCGCAACAGUUUGUUUAUCUUUAUCAGCACCGUAAUAAGUUUUUCCUUCCCAAUUUAACAAAAACCGUCUCAGCCAGUUUUAGAAGCCCUAAUUGUGCUAAUUUUAUAAUCACCCUGCAAACUUGUUUUUUGUGAAGUGUCAUAACCUCAAAAUGGCUUCAAUUUUCACGACGAGCGACUCCCAAGCUGUAACCAACCUGGACAUCCGGAAAAUCCGCCAAAAUCCGUUAGCCGUGAUGAUUAACGACUACACGCUCCAAAGCGGCGUGGUUUACAAGAACAAGGAAGUCCUAGAAAACCCCACUUACUGGCACAAGUUUAUAGUGAAUAACGCCGAAGACUUUAGCAAGGAGUUGAUCUUGAAAACCAUCCUCGACCACGUCCAACCCCUGGAUUUGAUUCCAAUCUACUUUGUCAAGGAUGGGAAUGUCGCGUCGUUUCUGGCGCGGAAUUGUGGGGCCGCGAUUGAAAAAAUCGGCCGAGAUAACCUGAUUAUCGAUAAUCCUUAUGUCAAGAACCAGCCUUUCAAGCUCAAUAUUAUUUUGCGCUUUUCGACCACGAACGACGUGAAAAUUGACGUUUCCAAGAACAUUUCCAAGGUUUUGCGCAGGAGGACUAACACCGCUACGGCGACGGUGAAUUUGGAGAAUUUUUACCAAGAUCCGGACUUGACUGAGUUCUGUGUGUUGUCUCAACCAAAGCUGAUGUCCUAUGUGUUGCACUUGUCAAGGCUGUCUAAACCAAAGUCGCUUAUUUUGAGUAAUAACGAAAUCAGGAGUUUGGUUCCCAUGGAGGCUUUGUGGGGGGUGAACGUGACUAGUUUGGACCUAAGAAACAAUUUGAUUAUGAGUUUGACUGAACUUGAGCCGUUGACUCAGCUAAAAAUAACUGAGUUGUGGUUGGAAGGGAACCCUCUGUGCGACAAUUACGACGAACAUACUUAUAUUCAAAGAAUUAAGGAAUAUUGUCCUAAAAUUGAGAGACUUGAUGGAAUUUUACUAAAACAGAACGGGUUUCCAUCAUUUAGAAGAAACUUCUUGUGUGAUAGUUCUGGUCACGAUUUAGUUGACCAGUUUUUGGAGUACUAUUUUACUUCUUAUGAUUCCAAUAAUCGAGCGAUGUUGACGUCUUUAUACCACCCCAACGCCCUCUUUUCGUUGACGGCGGAAUAUCAAUCGAUGCAGUUAUCUUCCGCGACUGCGCAACUUAAGCGCUACAAAACUCACUCCAGAAACUUAUUAUCUUUAGCAGACUUAUCUCGGAGCGAAUUAAAUUUACAACAAGGAAAUAAAGCCAUUAUAGACCUGUUAAACUUGUUACCCACUUCCGAGCACGACCCGUAUUCAUUCACGGUGGACCUCACCCAUUUUUCAGACGUCUGCGCCAUAAUCGUGGUCACUGGCGUCUUCAAGGAGCUGCCGGAGACCAUCCUCGACGUGGAGCGCGUCAUGGGCUUCAACCGCUGCUUCGUCCUUGAGUGCAUCAACGGCGAGUACUGCAUCAUCAACGAGCAGCUGCACGUCUUCAACGCGUUGACCUCCCAACAAGUCAAAGCUUUCAAGCACGAGCGGCCAAUCCGGCCGCAGAUGUUACCCCCGGCUCAAACCUCCAAGCAGAAGAACCAGAUGAUCACCGCUAUGAAGCUCAUCACCAACUUGACGACGGAGUGGGCGAAAAAGUGUUUAGAGGAGUGCCACUACGACCUGAAAAACGCGAUAGCCCUCUUCGUGGACCUCUACAAAGUGGAUAAAAUUCCAGCUGAUGGGUUUCAGAGUUAAUUUCAUUUAGUGUUUAUUUUAGUGUGUAUUUUUUAUUGAAAUAAAGUUAUAAGUUGGA
Zophobas morio is the source of this 1882-nucleotide messenger RNA. Its product is annotated as nuclear RNA export factor 1-like. The transcript has 8 exons. Gene Ontology annotation, biological process: poly(A)+ mRNA export from nucleus. Gene Ontology annotation, cellular component: nucleus. The record is from RefSeq and is a predicted model, not a curated record. Lineage: Eukaryota; Metazoa; Arthropoda; Insecta; Coleoptera; Tenebrionidae. The coding region runs from base 199 to 1824 and encodes 541 amino acids. Gene Ontology annotation, molecular function: protein binding; RNA binding.